This is a messenger RNA of Rubroshorea leprosula, 936 nucleotides long. The record is from the annotation of a GenBank genome assembly. NCBI's taxonomy places the organism in Eukaryota, Viridiplantae, Streptophyta, Magnoliopsida, Malvales, Dipterocarpaceae.
ACUUUUAGACUCUGGAUUAGGUCUAAAAUUGUAGACUCAGAAUGAUAUUUCGUCCCCCAAGUCGGUAUGUACAUCGUCAACUGUUGGUGAUAGCAUGCACCUCCUCUCUGCACCCGUCUUCAUCCUCGGAGCCUUCAGUUCUGGCAGGAAGCGCAAAUUCUUUUGAUACUGAGGUUCUAGCAGCCAAAGACAAUCUGCAACUUUCGCAAUUUAAGGAUGGCAAUUCUUCCCGUUCCUCGCGGAGAUCCCCACCACAGGAAUGGGGGAGGGAGGAAUAUUCCUCCCCAUGGGGUGGGGACGGGAAUCAUUUUCCCCCUGCGAAAUUUCGCAAGGAUUUUUUCCCACCCCUUUCCUUUGCUGUUGUUGCUGUCAAAUCCAUCUCCUCUGUUGCUGCUGCUGAAGCCAUCUACUCUGUUGUCGCCAGAUCCAUUUGCUCUGCCACUGUGCCGAAUCCAUCUUUUUUGCUGUUGUUGAAGCCAUCUACUUUGUUGUUGCUAGAUGUAUCUACUCUACUACAGCCGGAUCCAUCUGUUCUGCUACUACUGUCGCCAUCGGAGCCAUCUGCUGCUACUGCUGCUGCUACCACCGAACAGCUGAAGCCAUGUACGCUGCUGCUGCUGGAUCCAUCUGUUGCUGUUGCCACCACCGGACCCAUUUGCUACUGCUGCUGCUGCCGCUGAACAGUUGAAGCCAUAUGCUCUGCUGCUGCUGCUGGAGCUACUUGAUGUUAAUUGGAACCCAGAUCUGGGUUUGUGUUCAUGAACCCAAAUCUGGGUUCACGAACCCAUUGCUGGGUUUGUGUUCAUGAACCUUCCCUUCUCUUCUUCCUCAAACCAACCCCUUUCCUCCAUUUUACAUGUUGUUUAGAAUUUGAAACGAAAAAGGAAAAUAACAUUCAGUUGGAAAUCUGGAUUGGUAUAAAGUUAGAUCUUGGUG